Trichoderma reesei QM6a is the source of this 1916-nucleotide messenger RNA. RefSeq lists its product as uncharacterized. The coding region runs from base 1 to 1416 and encodes 471 amino acids. Lineage: Eukaryota; Fungi; Ascomycota; Sordariomycetes; Hypocreales; Hypocreaceae. The transcript is spliced from 4 exons. The record is from RefSeq and is a predicted model, not a curated record.
AUGCCGAACCAAAGAGUAACACGAUCGGCCUCGACCAAAGCCACAGCAAAGGCCUCUUCAUUAUCACCAUCAUCACCAUCCAUAUCCAGCACCGCCUCUACCAACCUCACCACAUCCAGAUUCAGGGUCACGACAUCAUCAUCACCAUCCCCAAGGACCGUCGUCAAGUCAAACGCCAAAACCAAGUCCAGACCUCCACCACACUCAAAAUCCUCCUCCUCAUCAUCAUCAUCGUCAGACCAACCCAUCAGCUUCCCCUCCGCCUCCGCCUUCGACCAAUACCUCCUCCGAUCCGGCCCCUCCACCCUCUCCGGCAUCUGGCUCCGCAUCACCAAGAAAUCAAGCAUCUCCCGCUUCCCAUCAGUCACCUACCACGAAGCCGUCGACAUCGCCCUCUGCCACGGCUGGAUCGACGGCCAGCGCAAGUCCCUCGACGACAUCUCCUUCCUGCAGCGCUUCACGCCUCGUCGCCCCCGCAGCCUCUGGUCGCGCCGCAACGUCGAGCGCGUCGAAGCGCUGACGGCAGAGGGCCGCAUGAGACCAACGGGCAUAGCGGCAGUGGAAGCUGCAAAGGAGGAUGGGCGAUGGGAGAGGGCGUAUGCAGGGCCGGCGACAAUGGAGGUUCCCGGGGACUUUGAGGAUGCGCUGGCGAGCAACGAGGCUGCCAGAGCGGUGUUUGAGGAGUUGAGCAAGGCGCAGAGAUAUUCGUUUUUGUGGCGUAUACAAACGGCUGUCAAGAGCGAGACAAGGGAGCGCAGGAUCAAGGAGUUUGUCGACCUUUUGGCUGAGGGCAAGACGUUACAGUCAAGCAACGCGCGGUAUCUGGUAUCUUAUCUCGUCUUCAGACCGUUCGUCGUCUUCGUCAUCAUCAUCAUUAUCAUCAUCUUCAUCCUCUUCAUCAUCCUCCUCAUCAUCAGUAGAUUCAAUCCGCCUGUUGCGCGACGAGCGAUGCCUCGGCGGUACAAGUUCAAGCCGGGCAGCCAGACUCAACCGCCUUACAUCUGCAACUUCAUUCUGUUCCUCUUCGUCGCUGUCCUCCUCCUCCUCAUCGUCAUCGUCAUUGUCACUAGUGCCGUCGUCGUCGUCGCCGUCGCUGUUCUCUUCAUCAUCUUCUUCUGGGCCAACAUGUUUGGUUUUCUUCCUCGUUUCGCCAUUCUGCUCGCCCUUCCCCCUUUCUUCAUCAUCAUCCCCACCAUCGUCACUCUCGUCAUCGCUGUCCACGACUGCUGCACGUCUUCUGCGCUUCCUGACGGAGGAUGGUUCUGGCUCGGGGCUGGAAAAGGCCGCCGCGUUCUCAUUAGAGGCGUCGUGCCCAUCACCAUGGCCGUCUUCAGCGUCGCUGCUAGUGUUGCCCUCAGAGAAGUCGAAAUCUCCAACACUGCUCGCGUCGUCUUCAAGGAUUUGAUCCCCCGAUAGAUUAUCCAGGUCCCAAUUAUCGUGGAAGCCAUGUUCCACUAGUUCAGAGUCAUCUAUACCUUCGCUUUCGUACUCGUCGAUAUAUUCCUCAUAAUUGCCGCCGUCGCUGGUGGAGCUCCAGUCAGUGAGUUCGUCGGCGGCAAUGCCCCUCAAAUAAGCCUCUUGCCACGAUGUCUGCAGCUUUUCAAGGGCCCUGUAGCCACCUCGAUCCUCGAAGACGAACAUGGGUAGAAUCAUCGCACCAUGGCCGAGCUGCGUAACUUCUUCUGGAGAGGGAAAUCCAAGUUCAUUCAUAUUCGGAAGGGGAAGCUGCCGGGCAAAGUCAUCGUAAUCGUCGGCGUUUGGCCACACAUGCAUUUUGCGAAAAUAGCCAUUUCCCAUAUCCCUGAUGGAGACUUCGUGCGUAUAGACAUAGUCGGAUCCCGCCCAUAUCCUGUCUCCCAUUGUCAACUGCCGAGUGGGAGGGAGAUCAAAAAAUAGCCGCUUGAGGUUAGGGAAUG